Molecule: messenger RNA, 1169 nt
Organism: Penaeus vannamei (Pacific white shrimp)
Lineage: Eukaryota; Metazoa; Arthropoda; Malacostraca; Decapoda; Penaeidae
Source: RefSeq, a predicted model, not a curated record
AUGUACUGGCACACACUGACGCUACGGUGGUGGCCGCCCUCUCCGCCCUGGCAACGGGGCGCCCACGCCUUCUCCUUCGGGCGCCUCUUCCCCGCCUCCCGGAGUGGCAUCCGAGGGGCGCUCAUCAGAGGAUCCGGCGGCCAGAAGACGCCCUCGAACAUCCUGAAGGAGCGCGGUGAAGGAGGCGACGAAGACGACGACGGCGAAGGUAGGAUACAGGCUACGCCCGUUCCUCCCGCGACCAAGAAGCCUUCUCUGCUCUCCUUCCUGCAGAAGCCCCUGGUCACGGCCGCCCCUCAGAAACUGUCUCAACCCGUGACCAACUCUCCCAUCUUCUACAUCCGCCUGCCUCCGAAUCCCUACGUGUACGUCCCCGGCCUCGGCUACGUCUCCCCGAACAGCAACUCGUACAACUUCGUCCGCCCCGACGUCGAUUUCGUCAACAACGGCAAACCGUCGAGUAUCUACCACUUCAAACCCUCUCCGGCCACUCCCACGACCACUCCUGCUCCUACCACUACCACUACGACUACGACCACGACUCCAGCUCCGACGACGACCACGGCCCCCGCGAAGCCCGUACGACCUCUGCCGACGAAAAAGCCGAGUCCGAUUACGUGGCUGGCCGGUCCCUGGUUCUUCAAUGGCCGUCCCUCCAACAUGUUCAUCUUCAACUCCCCUCACAACCCGGGCCACUUCGACAAGCUACACCAGACCUACAGCAAGCCAGGUGUCUACACCAAAUAAGUAGAUCCGAUAGGUAGAUUAGAUGAUGAAUUAAAAGGGGAAAAGAUAAGCGUAGGUAGAUUUGUGAUACCUGCAAUUUUUUUUUUUUUCGAAAAGGAGCUGUGGUAUUUCUUCCUUUGGUCUUGUGGAUAUAUUUUUUUUCUUUAUAUACUCAAAGUGCGUUUAGUGUCUUAUUUAAGGGGUAGCUUAGGUGUAGAGUCCGUUUAAAGGGUCAAAUUGCUUUUGUUUUUCGUUAAUUCAUUUUUUGAACGUUUCUUUGUUCAAAAUUCUGGGAUUAAUUUAGGUAGUUGCAGCAAUGCCACGGAAAGAAGUGUCUGGCAACACACGAUUUGGUGAUCUAAUAUACAUAUAAUAUAUAUAGCUAUUGUUUUAUAUAUAUCAUAUAUGAAUUAUAUACUAUAUAUGAAUAUAGAACACACGCA